UCCGCCGCAGAGGAAGCCGAUCCGCCGCGCUUCGUCCUGAUGGCUCCCGCGUCCCGAAGGCCCCGCCUGCCGCUCCUCGGCCGCCUGCUGCUGGCGGCGCUGGCUUGCCUGCCCCCGCUGUCAGAUUCCCUGGCGGUGAUGUCGGUGGACCUGGGGAGCGAAUCCAUGAAGGUGGCGCUGGUCAAGCCCGGGGUGCCGAUGGAGAUCGUCUUGAACAAGGAGUCUCGCAGGAAAACCCCGCUGGCUGUGGCCCUGAAGGAGACCGAGCGGCUCUUUGGCGACGGCGCAGCAGGAAUGGCUAUUAAAAAUCCAAAGGUCACAUUCCGCUAUUUCCAAGACCUUCUGGGCAAACAUUUUGACAACCCCCAAGUGGCUCGGUACCAGUCCUGGUUCCCAGAGCAUCAGCUGGAGAAAGAUGCAAGGAGGGAGACGGUCAUCUUUAGGCUCUCGGACAAGUUGCAAUAUUCUCCAGAAGAGAUGCUGGGUAUGGUCCUGAAUUAUUCUCGGGCACUGGCUGAGGAGUUUGCAGAGCAACCAGUCAAAGAUGCAGUAAUCACCAUCCCUGCGUACUUCAACCAAGCGGAGAGGAGAGCCGUUCUGCAUGCUGCCAAAAUGGCCGACCUCAAGGUUCUGCAGCUCAUCAACGAUAACACUGCCGUGGCAUUGAACUACGGCGUCUUCCGGAGGAAAGACAUCAAUGCCACCGCUCAGAACAUCAUGUUCUACGAUAUGGGGGCAGGCAGUACCGUCUGUACCAUCGUGACGUACCAAACCCUGAAGACCAAGGACUCGGGGGUCCAACCACAGCUGCAGAUCAGGGGCGUUGGCUUUGAUCGGACGUUGGGGGGGCUGCAGAUGGAGCUGCGCCUUCGUGACCACCUGGCUAAGCUCUUCAAUGAGCAGCACCCGGGCAAGGAUGUCCGGCAGAAUCUCCGUGCCAUGGCCAAGCUGCUGAAGGAGGCCAAUCGGGUGAAAACGGUGUUGAGUGCCAAUGUGGACCACAUGGCUCAGAUUGAGGGUCUCUUGGAUGACAUUGAUUUCAAGGCCAAGGUUUCCCGGCAAGAGUUUGAGAAACUGUGUUCUGACUUGUUCGAGCGGGUGGCAGGACCCGUCCAGCAGGCCCUGGGUAGCGCUGAAAUGAGCCUGGAGGAAAUUGACCAAGUGAUCCUCGUUGGAGGGGCUACCCGAGUGCCGAAGGUGCAGGAAUUUCUGUUACAAGUAGUCGGCAAAGAAGAGCUGGGGAAGAACAUCAAUGCUGAUGAGGCUGCUGCGAUGGGGGCCGUCUACCAGGCAGCUGCUCUGAGCAAAGCCUUCAAGGUGAAGCCGUUCAUUGUCCGUGAUGCAGCCUUGUACCCGAUCCAGGUUGAGUUCACUCGGGAAGUCGAAGAGGGGGAUGAGUCCAGGAGUCUGAAGCACAACCGGCGCAUCCUCUUCCAGCGCAUGGCACCGUAUCCUCAGCGCAAGGUCAUCACCUUCAACCGCUACACAGACGACUUCGAAUUCCAGGUCAACUACGCCGACAUGGGCUUCCUGAGCGACAGCGACCUACGAGCUUUUGGGUCCCUGAACCUCACGAAGGUGAAGCUGCGCGGUGUGGGGGAGAGCUUCAAGAAGCACCUGGAUUACGAAUCCAAAGGCAUCAAGGCCCAUUUCAAUAUGGAUGAGAGUGGCGUGCUGAGUCUUGAUCGAGUGGAGUCUGUCUUUGAGACCGUGGUAGAGGAGAAAGCAGAGGAGGAAUCCACACUCACCAAACUUGGAAACACCAUCUCCAGCCUGUUUGGGGGAGGCAGCCCUGGGACAGAAGCCCCCGAGAACGUGACGGAGGCUGUUCAUGAGGAGGAAGAGGCUCAAGCAGAGUUUGGGAGAGAGGAUCAGAAGGACCGUGCUGGGCCUGCGAGGGAGGAGGGUGAGAAGCAGCCGCCCAGGUCUCAGGAGAAACCUGCUGCUGGAGAGGCUUCGGCCCCUGAGGGCCCGCAGGAGGAGGACGCUGCUGCAGAAAAGGGGGGGUCCAAGGAAGCCCCAGAGAAAGCAGAGGCUGGGAAGGGGGAGGAGUCCCCCGCGAAAAGCCCCGCCGAGAAGGCAGCCGUGGCGCUGGAGGAGGAGAGGAAGGCCAGGAAGCAGCGGCUGGUGGAGGAGAUUGCAGUGGAGCUGGACGUGCACGAUGUGCUGGAGCUGCUGCCGGAGGAGCUGCAAAGCUCCAGCCUGAAGUUGCAGGAGCUGACCGCAAGGGACCUGGAGAAGCAAGAGAGGGAGAAAUCGGCCAACAGCCUGGAGGCCUUCAUUUUUGAGACCCAGGACAAGCUCUAUCAGGAGGAGUACCAGUUUGUGGCAACGGAAGAGGAAAGGGAGGAGAUAUCCAGGAAGCUGAGUGAGGCUUCCAGCUGGAUGGAAGACGAGGGCUACGCAGCCCCAACCAAGGAGCUGAAGGAGAAGCUCUCUGAGCUGAGGAGAUUGUGCCGGAGCCUCUUCUUCCGGGUGGAGGAGAGAAGGAAGUGGCCAGACCGCCUGGCUGCCCUGGAGAGCCUGCUGAAUCACUCCAGCAUUUUCCUCAGGGGGGCCCGAAUGAUCCCGGAGCCUGAUCAGAUAUUCACCGAAAUCGAGCUGAGCACUUUGGAGAAAGCUAUCAAUGAGACGGAGGUGUGGAAGAACGAGACUCUGGCCGAGCAGAACAAGCUGCCCCCCACCGCCAAGCCCGUUCUGCUUUCCAAAGACAUUGAGGUGAAGAUCACAGGCUUGGACCGGGAGGUGCAGUACCUUCUCAACAAGGCCAAGUUCACCAAGCCCAAGAAGAGGGAGAACGCCACGGGGUCUCCGGAGAAUGGCAAGACCGCCCCUCCCAAGCAGGAGACGCGGGAAGAUCGACCAGAAGAUGCCAGCCCAGCCAAAGAGCCCCCCACGGAGGAGGAAACGCCACUGGACAAUGAGCUGGACCCAGAUGGAGGCACGCAAGCAGAUAAGACUGCAGAGACAAAAGAGACCAGAAGUAAUGAUGAAUUGUAACACUUCUUCAAGUCCCUGUGUGCAUCAUCAACAUCUAUUUAUUUACAGUUAAUUUUACUGUUUUUAUGAUGGACAUGGUUAGUGGAACAUGGCACACAAACUGAUGACAAAAUAGAAUUGUAUUUUUCCCCCUUUUUGUUUGGGGAUUUGGUUCUUGCUCAUUUGGAAAUUUUGUGCUGUAUCAACUCCUUUCUUUAAAGACGACUUUCAGCUCUUUGGAAAUGUUUGUGGGGCCUGACCCAGCUUUUUCCUGGGAUCGGCCUUUUUCACCAACGGAUUAAAUCUACCUGGAUUCCUCCAGGACACCACAGCACAGCGUACCUGCUCUGGGCUCUGCUUUUGAUGCAGAAAGCAGGGCCUGCAGCGGCUCUCCUUACCUGAAAAACCUGGUCGUCUUACUCUCCGCCGCUGGCUGCUGCCGUUGUCUUUGUUCCGCAGCUCCAUGUCACAAAGUCAGGUGAAACAUAAAUGGGUAGGCAGGAACGGUCUGAAAGAAGCCUUAAAUGCUCCCUGGUGUAUCAGGAGGUAACACAGAACAGCCGGGCGGCCAUCAACACCCAGACUGACAAAGCCAGAGAGAAUCUCCUUCUGUUCUCCUUGGUUCACUGAAUGCCGCGGCCACGUUCUGCCUCGUUCUCUAUCCGUUUCAAGGGGCCUCCGGGCGGCUGCUCUUGUGAGAGCAAGGGGUGCUGUCUGGGGGUGGCUGGCCGUUCUUUGCCCCUAAAGGGUCCGACUCCUGCUAAGCACUUGAACAAUCCUGAGCCUGAUUCUUCACGGGGCAUUUUUGUUUUGUUCAUAUGGUGCAGGGGAAUGGGAAGUGGGCUGCCAAGGGGGGCUGCCGCUGAGCGGGUGCAUCUCUAUUUGGGCAGUUCGUCUUGCUGGCUGCUGGGCUUUGAGCUACUAGGGGGAGAGGAUGAAAAAGGUCGCCUUGCAGAGGGAGACCCACUCUCUCUGUCUUCAUCGUCUCCCCCGGAGGGAUCUCCUUGGCAGGAAGGGGAAAGGGACGUCCUGUGUGUGUCUCCUCGGGAGGCCU
This is a messenger RNA of Thamnophis sirtalis, 4033 nucleotides long. It is a transcript of the gene HYOU1, whose product is annotated as hypoxia up-regulated 1. Gene Ontology annotation, molecular function: ATP binding; ATP-dependent protein folding chaperone. The record is from RefSeq and is a predicted model, not a curated record. Lineage: Eukaryota; Metazoa; Chordata; Lepidosauria; Squamata; Natricidae. Gene Ontology annotation, cellular component: endoplasmic reticulum chaperone complex. Gene Ontology annotation, biological process: endoplasmic reticulum unfolded protein response; negative regulation of hypoxia-induced intrinsic apoptotic signaling pathway.